Molecule: messenger RNA, 4719 nt
Organism: Sciurus carolinensis (gray squirrel)
Lineage: Eukaryota; Metazoa; Chordata; Mammalia; Rodentia; Sciuridae
Gene: Itga3
Product: integrin subunit alpha 3
Exons: 25
Coding region: 468-3668 (1066 amino acids)
Biological process (GO): integrin-mediated signaling pathway; cell adhesion mediated by integrin; cell-cell adhesion
Cellular component (GO): integrin complex; external side of plasma membrane
Molecular function (GO): integrin binding
Source: RefSeq, a predicted model, not a curated record
AAGGAAAGCGCAGCCCGGACUGGGCGCGCAAGGUGGGGAGGUGCGGGGCUGGGCGUGAGGAGGCGGGGCGCGCGCCGCGGGGGACCCCUCCCUCGCGUCCUCCUUGUGGUCCACGGGUCUGCUUUCCCAGAUCCGCCGCCUGGCCGGGAUUGAAGGCGAUAGCGCGGCCAAGGGGGCGCGGCCGGGACAAGCUCCGGGACCGGGUGCUCUGGGUGAGGGGACGGUGAGCCGGCUGCGGGACAGGCGUGAGAAUAGAUCCCCGGACCUUGAAAGGCGAUCCGAGGGCGCAGACCCUGGGCAGAUGUGAAGCUGAGCCGGCUAAAGGCAAGACACUGAUCCGCUCCGGGCGCAACGGCGCGGCGGGCUCGAGUGUCCUCUGGCGGCGCCCGGAGCAGGUGAACAGGUCCCCACUCCAGGCACCGCGCCCUCCAGCGCUCUGGUCCCCGCCCCGGCUCGCGCUCACAGUCAUGGGCCCCGGCCCCAGCCGCGCGCCCCGCGCCCCGCGCCGGAUGCUCUGCGCGCUCGCUUUGAUGGUGGCGGCCGGCGGCCGCGUCGCCUCCGCCUUCAACCUGGACACCCGAUUCCUGGUGGUGAAGGAGGCCCAGAACCCGGGGAGCCUCUUCGGCUACUCGGUCGCCCUCCACCGGCAGACAGAGCGGCAGCAGCGAUACCUGCUCCUGGCCGGUGCCCCCAGGGACCUCGCUGUGCCUGAUGGCCACACCAACCGGACCGGUGCUGUGUACCUGUGCCCCCUCUCUGCCCACAAGAACGACUGUGAGCGGAUGGACAUCACGGAGAAAAGUGACCCUGACCAUCACAUUAUUGAGGACAUGUGGCUUGGGGUGACUGUGGCCAGCCAGGGCCCUGCAGGCAGAGUCCUGGUCUGUGCCCACCGCUACACCCAGGUGCUGUGGUCAGGGUCGGAGGACCAGCGGCGAAUGGUGGGCAAGUGCUACGUGCGGGGCAAUGACCUGGAGCUGGAUGCCAGCGAUGACUGGCAGACCUACCACAACGAGAUGUGCAACAGCAACACCGACUACCUGGAGACCGGCAUGUGCCAGCUGGGCACCAGUGGCGGCUUCACCCAGAACACCGUGUACUUUGGCGCCCCCGGUGCCUACAAUUGGAAAGGAAACAGCUACAUGAUUCAGCGGAAGGACUGGGAUUUAUCUGAGUAUAGUUACAAGGACCCAGAGGACCAAGGAAACCUCUACAUUGGGUACACAGUGCAGGUAGGCAGCGCCAUCCUGCACCCCACGGAUAUCACUGUUGUGACGGGUGCCCCACGGCACCGACAUAUGGGUGCCGUCUUCUUGCUGAGCCAGGAGAUGGGCGGAGACCUGCGGAGGAGGCAGGUGCUGGAAGGCACGCAGGUGGGCGCUUAUUUUGGCAGCGCCAUCGCCCUGGCGGACCUGAACAACGAUGGGUGGAAGGACCUCCUGGUGGGUGCUCCCUACUACUUUGAGCGGAAAGAAGAAGUUGGGGGUGCAGUCUAUGUCUUCAUGAACCAGGCGGGCACCUCCUUCCCUGCCCACCCCUCCCUCCUCCUUCAUGGCCCCAGUCGCUCCGCCUUCGGCUUCUCCGUGGCCAGCAUUGGUGACAUCAACCAGGAUGGAUUCCAGGACAUUGCUGUGGGAGCCCCUUUCGAAGGCCUUGGCAAAGUGUACAUCUACCACAGCAGCUCCAGGGGGCUCCUCAGACAGCCCCAGCAGGUAAUCCACGGAGAGAAGCUGGGACUUCCUGGCUUGUCCACCUUUGGCUACUCUCUGAGUGGGCAAAUGGACGUGGAUGAGAAUUUCUACCCGGACCUUCUAGUAGGGAGUCUGUCAGACCACAUCGUACUGCUGCGAGCCCGGCCGGUCAUCAACAUCCUCCACAGGACCUUGGUUGCCAGGCCAGCUGUACUGGACCCUACCCUGUGCACAGCCACCUCUUGUGUGCAGGUGGAGCUGUGCUUUGCUUACAACCAGAGUGCUGGGAACCCCAACUACAGGCGGAACAUCACUCUGGCCUAUACCCUGGAGGCUGACCGGGACCGCCGCCCGCCUCGGCUCCGCUUUGCCAGCAGCCAGUCCGCUGUCUUCCAUGGCUUCUUCUCCAUGCCUGAGAUGCGCUGCCAGACCCUGGAUCUGCUCCUGAUGGACAAUGUCCGUGACAAACUCCGCCCCAUUGUCAUCUCCAUGAACUACUCUUUACCCUUGAAGAUGCCCGAGCGCCCCCGCCUGGGACCGCGGUCUCUGGACGCCUACCCGGUCCUCAACCAGGCGCAGACGCAGGAGAACCAUACUGAGGUCCAGUUCCAGAAGGAGUGUGGAUCUGACAACAAGUGCGACAGCAACUUGCAGAUGCAAGCCGCCUUUGUGACUGAGCACCUGCAGAGGCUGAGCAGGCUCCAGUACAGCAGAGAUGUCCGGAAACUGCUCCUGAGCAUCAAUGUGACCAACACCCCAAGCUGGGAGAGGAAUGGGGAAGACGCCCAUGAAGCACUGCUCACCCUGGAGGUGCCUCCUGCCCUGCUGCUGUCCUCAGUGCGCCCAUCGGGGGCCUGCCAAGCUAAUGAGACCAUCCUGUGUGAACUGGGGAACCCCUUCAAACGGAACCAGCGGAUGGAGCUGCUCAUUGCCUUUGAGGUCAUAGGGGUGACCCUGCAAACGAGGGACCUUCAGGUGCAGCUGCAGCUGUCCACAUCGAGUCACCAGGACGACCUGCGGCCCAUGACCCUGACUCUGUUGGUGGACUACACGCUCCAGGCCUCACUCAGCAUGGUGAAUCACCGGCUACAAAGCUUCUUUGGUGGGACUGUGAUGGGGGAGUCUGGCAUGAAAACGGUGGAGGAUGUGGGAAGCCCUCUCAAAUAUGAAUUCCAGGUGAGCCCAGUCGGGGAGGGAUUGGUGGCCCUGGGGACCCUGGUCCUGGGUCUGGAGUGGCCCUAUGAAGUCACCAAUGGCAAGUGGCUGCUGUACCCCACGGAGAUCACCGUCCACAGCAAUGGGUCCUGGCCCUGCUGGCCACCCGGAGACCUUGUCAAUCCUCUCAACCUCACUCUCUCUGACCCCGGGGACAGGCCACCAUCUCCACAGCGCAGGCGGCGAGAGCUGGACCCAGGGGGAGGCCAGGGCCCGCCACCUGUCACUCUGGCUGCUGCCAAAAAAGCCAAGUCUGAGACUGUACUGACCUGUGCCACUGGCCGUGCCCGCUGCGUGUGGCUGGAGUGCCCCAUUCCUGAUGCCCCCGUCGUCACCAACGUCACGGUGAAGGCUCGGGUAUGGAACAGCACCUUCAUCGAGGAUUACAGAGACUUUGACCGAGUCAGGGUAGAUGGCUGGGCUACUCUGUUCCUGAGAACCAGCGUUCCCACCAUCAACAUGGAGAACAAGACCACGUGGUUCUCUGUGGACAUUGACUCUGACCUGGUGGAGGAGCUGCCCGCUGAGAUAGAGCUGUGGCUGGUGCUUGUGGCUGUGGGUGCCGGUCUGCUGCUCCUGGGGCUGAUCAUCCUCUUGUUGUGGAAGUGUGACUUCUUUAAGCGGACCCGCUACUACCGGAUCAUGCCCAAGUACCACGCGGUGCGCAUCCGGGAGGAGGAGCGCUAUCCACCUCCAGGGAGCACUCUGCCCACCAAGAAGCACUGGGUGACCAGCUGGCAGACUCGGGACCGAUACUACUGACAUCCUUCCUGACCCCACUCCUUCCUCCCCCAGUGUCCCUUUCUUCCUAUUUAUCAUAAAUUAUGCCUCUGACAGUCCACAGGGGCUAUUGCCUUUGGCUGGCACCAGCAGAUCAAGGCACGUGCUGUCUGGCUCCAGGCAUCUUCCAGCAGGACCUUGCAAUGCUGAGCACACUGCAGCCUGGGGCCUGCUGCUUGUGCCCUGGGCUCAUGCACCAUGGAUGGUACAUGGAUGUGCCACAUCCCAGCCUCUGCCUAUGCCAGAACCAAGCCAAAGGGGCCCCAAUGUGGUGACGCCUCCCCCUUUCACACUGGAUCCAUCUUGAGCCAUAGUCACUGAACUGACUUUGCUGUUGAGAGUAACUACUGACAGGAAGCAGCCAGUGGGCCCAGCCACAGAGCCGGGGUCCCAUUAAAGGCUGUCCAGGGGCAUUUGCAGGACCAGCACGCUGUGAUCCAGGGGCAGAUGAACUAGAAAGAAGGUCCCAGGAUGGCUUGCUUUCAUGGAUCUCUGUGAAGCAUCUCUCCAAGGAACUAGCGGGGGAGACAACCCAAAGGAACAGAGAUGGUUGGCAGGACAUCCUGGUCCUGCUGCUCUGGAACUGCCCUGGAGCGUGUGGAAGUCUAGAGAGCAGGAGACCAGUCCUGGGCCAAACACGUUGGCAGGAUGCAGAGGAGAUACCAAUCCUGAUCCACUACUACCACCCCAGCCUCAGAAAGGCCUGGAAAGACCACAGAGGGAGCGACACUUGAAUGUAGGGCAGGGAGGGAGCCUGUCCCUGAUCCCAUCCCAGGCCAGGCCCCACUCUGGUGCCCCCUACCAUGAACUGGGGGCCUGGAGGUGGAGUUCUUGACUGUCCUCAGCUUCUAGAGCCAACCUGGCUCUACCCCUCCCCAGUGGGCUACAUAGGACGCCAAGGCUGGUUCCCGGGACCUCCCCUGGCCCCUGCCCACCCCCUCCACGGUACUGUAGCAGGGGAGCUCCCGCCCCGCCUCGUGCCUUCUUUGUACACAGGCUUCUCACUGCAACCAAUAAACAGCUCCCGUUUGUA